Messenger RNA from Spea bombifrons (plains spadefoot toad), 2370 nucleotides. It is a transcript of the gene CRY1, whose product is annotated as cryptochrome circadian regulator 1. The transcript is spliced from 14 exons. Gene Ontology annotation, molecular function: FAD binding; DNA binding. Gene Ontology annotation, biological process: negative regulation of DNA-templated transcription; circadian regulation of gene expression; entrainment of circadian clock by photoperiod. The record is from RefSeq and is a predicted model, not a curated record. Gene Ontology annotation, cellular component: cytoplasm; nucleus. NCBI's taxonomy places the organism in Eukaryota, Metazoa, Chordata, Amphibia, Anura, Pelobatidae. Bases 24 to 1880 code for a protein of 618 amino acids.
UUGGGGGUAAAUUGAAUUAGAGAAUGGGGGUAAAUGCAGUGCAUUGGUUCAGGAAGGGGCUGAGGCUUCAUGAUAACCCAGCUUUAAGGGAGUGCAUCCAAGGAGCUGAUACAAUCAGAUGUGUGUAUAUUCUGGAUCCCUGGUUUGCUGGAUCAUCCAAUGUGGGCAUCAACAGGUGGAGGUUUCUGCUGCAGUGUCUGGAGGACCUGGACUCUAAUCUGCGGAAAUUAAACUCCCGCUUGUUUGUGAUCCGCGGGCAGCCUGCUGAUGUCUUUCCUCGGCUCUUCAAGGAAUGGAAAAUCUCCAAGCUGUCCAUUGAGUAUGACUCCGAGCCUUUCGGUAAAGAGAGGGAUGCGGCCAUCAAGAAGCUGGCCAGCGAGGCUGGCGUGGAGGUCAUCGUCCGCAUAUCACAUACACUCUAUGAUCUGGACAAGAUUAUAGAGUUAAACGGAGGCCAGCCGCCGUUGACGUACAAGAGAUUCCAAACGUUAAUCAGUAAAAUGGAGCCCCUGGAGAUUCCUGUUGAGACCAUCACAGAGCAGCUGAUGGAGAAAUGCACCACCCCGGUGUCCGACGAUCACGACGAGAAAUACGGCGUCCCUUCCCUGGAGGAAUUAGGUUUUGACACGGAAGGCUUGCCGUCUGCUGUGUGGCCUGGCGGAGAAACGGAAGCCCUCACUCGUUUGGAGAGACACUUGGAGAGAAAGGCUUGGGUGGCGAAUUUUGAACGGCCCCGCAUGAACGCCAAUUCUCUCCUUGCCAGUACCACGGGUCUGAGUCCCUACCUCCGAUUUGGAUGUCUGUCCUGUCGUCUGUUCUACUUCAAACUAACAGAUUUGUACAAAAAGGUGAAGAAAAACAGCUCUCCUCCCCUCUCUUUAUACGGGCAGCUCCUGUGGCGGGAGUUUUUUUACACUGCGGCCACAAACAACCCUCGUUUCGAUAAAAUGGAGGGGAACCCGAUCUGCGUGCAGAUCCCUUGGGACAGAAAUCCAGAGGCGCUCGCCAAGUGGGCCGAAGGCCGGACCGGCUUCCCUUGGAUCGACGCCAUCAUGACCCAGCUUCGCCAAGAAGGCUGGAUCCAUCAUCUGGCGCGGCACGCUGUGGCUUGUUUCCUCACCAGGGGCGAUUUAUGGAUUAGCUGGGAAGAGGGGAUGAAGGUGUUCGAGGAGCUGCUGCUGGACGCCGAUUGGAGCGUUAAUGCCGGCAGCUGGAUGUGGCUGUCCUGCAGCUCGUUCUUCCAGCAGUUUUUCCAUUGUUACUGUCCUGUUGGAUUUGGAAGGCGGACUGACCCUAAUGGAGACUAUAUCCGACGUUACUUGCCCAUUUUGAAAGGGUUUCCGCCAAAGUACAUCUAUGACCCGUGGAACGCUCCCGAGGGGGUUCAGAAAGUUGCAAAGUGCAUUAUAGGGGUCAAUUACCCCAAACCGAUGGUAAAUCACGCCGAAGCGAGCCGCCUCAACAUAGAGAGGAUGAAGCAGAUUUAUCAACAGCUUUCGCGAUACAGAGGACUCGGUCUUCUUGCAUCAGUGCCUUCAAACCCGAAUGGGAAUGGAAAUGGUGGAUUGAUGAGCUAUUCUCCUGGAGAUAGCUUGCCUGGCUGCAGCAGCAACGGAGGAGCUCACAGCGGAGCCAUUGAGGGGAGUGCAGCGAGCGCCCCCUCCGCGAGUCAGGGAGACUCUCAUCCCGGGGCUGGAGGCAUUCAAGGUUACUGGCAAGGGAGCAGCAUCCUGCAUUACAGCCACGGGGACAGCCAGCAGUCUUACUUAAUGCCAGGGCGGAAUCAUCUUAAUUCUGUGGUGUCCUCCGGGAAACGGCCAAGCCCAGAAGAAGAGACGCAAAGUGUGGGCCCAAAAGUACAGCGCCAAAGCAGCCAUUAACUGUAUUUUGGGGUAUUGGGACAUACACUGAACAGAAUGUGGCCAGUUAAUUUUUUCAGUAUUGGAUCUGAAUGUAAAUAUGUUCAUAAACAGAGAACAGCAUUUUCUCAAAAUGUCAUUGACUUUUAUCAGCUGGUCAUUUUGUGAAGGCUUAAUUUAUCGCUGCAUUUCUAUGGUUUUUAUCUUUUAAAAUCUCUCGGUAAGCAGUUUUUUUUGUAAAUAUUACCUUGUAAGCAUUUUGUGAUGAUUGCUUACCAACGUUGUAUAUAUUAAUAUCUGGAUUAGAUAGACCGUGCAAUAUAUUUUUGAUAAUGAAUUUUGUUUGGCAAGAACGAUAAUAUCGCAGAUCUCUAUAAUGGAAGAAUUCUUGGUCUGUGACGAUGCAAAUUUUCCUUUCGUUUUUUGUUUUCCAAAUUGUAGCUGUGAGGCCUGUUUAUCAAAAUGUGAUAUCUUCGCUGUCCAACUAGAAACAUGGAUAUUUCAUUUUUUU